CCACAGUGUCACCUGUGGGAUGCGGUGCAAUCGCUGAUCCCACCACCCGGGGUGACCCCAACUAAUGCACGCACGUGGGGCUCGAAGCGGACAGUCUGUGGUGUCUGUAUGCGAGUGGCCACUGACUGGUGACUGGCCCUUUAAGAAGACCUGGGCGAGGGAAAGGGUCCAGGCCGCCCAAAACCCUGGAAAAUGGCGGCUCCCAGGGGAACUUCAGCGGCACCUUCGCCACCCACGUGACCGGAGAGCGCGCUCGGCGCCCUCUGGGCCCGCCCACCCGCGGUCGCCUCGGCGCUACGAUUGGCAGCGGGGGCCCGGCAGCGGGCUGUGAUUGGCGGCAGAUGGCGCGAAGGGCGCGCGGCGCUGGAGCCGCACGCAGCGGGCAGGAAACAAUAGAGCGGCGGCUGGCGGGGACGGAGGGAGGCGAGGAGCCGGCUGGCCGCACCGCCUGCACCGGCGCCAUGGCGGACAAGGAGGCAGCCUUUGACGAUGCGGUGGAGGAGCGUGUGAUCAAUGAGGAAUAUAAAAUUUGGAAAAAGAACACUCCUUUCUUGUAUGAUCUGGUAAUGACCCAUGCUCUGGAGUGGCCCAGCUUGACUGCUCAGUGGCUUCCUGAUGUAACAAGACCUGAAGGCAAAGAUUUCAGUAUUCACCGACUAGUCCUGGGGACCCACACUUCAGAUGAACAAAACCAUCUUGUGAUAGCUAGUGUUCAGCUGCCCAAUGAUGAUGCACAGUUUGAUGCUUCACACUAUGAUAGUGAGAAAGGAGAGUUUGGAGGCUUUGGCUCUGUUAGUGGGAAAAUUGAAAUUGAAAUCAAGAUCAACCAUGAAGGAGAAGUGAACAGAGCACGCUACAUGCCCCAAAAUCCAUGCAUCAUUGCCACAAAAACUCCAUCCAGUGAUGUCCUGGUCUUUGACUACACCAAACACCCCUCUAAACCAGACCCUUCUGGAGAGUGUAACCCUGAUCUGCGUCUUCGUGGACACCAAAAGGAAGGCUAUGGACUAUCAUGGAAUCCAAAUCUGAGUGGGCAUUUGCUUAGUGCUUCUGAUGAUCACACCAUCUGCUUGUGGGAUAUUAGCGCUGUUCCAAAGGAAGGUAAAGUGGUGGAUGCAAAGACCAUCUUUACAGGGCACACAGCAGUAGUGGAAGAUGUAUCUUGGCACCUGCUCCAUGAAUCUCUUUUUGGAUCUGUUGCUGAUGAUCAGAAGCUCAUGAUUUGGGACACCCGGUCAAACAACACCUCCAAGCCCAGCCACUCUGUGGAUGCUCACACAGCUGAAGUGAACUGCCUCUCUUUCAAUCCCUAUAGUGAGUUUAUUCUGGCUACAGGAUCAGCUGAUAAGACUGUUGCUUUAUGGGAUCUGAGAAACCUAAAACUGAAGCUGCACUCUUUUGAAUCUCAUAAAGAUGAAAUAUUUCAGGUUCAGUGGUCUCCUCAUAAUGAGACUAUUUUGGCCUCCAGUGGUACUGACCGCAGGCUAAAUGUCUGGGACUUGAGUAAAAUUGGAGAAGAGCAGUCCCCUGAAGAUGCAGAGGAUGGCCCACCAGAGCUGUUGUUUAUUCAUGGUGGUCACACUGCAAAGAUAUCUGAUUUCUCCUGGAAUCCCAAUGAACCCUGGGUAAUUUGUUCUGUAUCAGAAGACAAUAUUAUGCAAGUCUGGCAAAUGGCUGAGAACAUAUAUAAUGAUGAAGACCCUGAAGGAAGUGUGGAUCCAGAAGGUCAAGGGUCCUAGAUGACUGACCUUUUACUGUUUUUAUAGUCCUCUUUCCCUCUCUUCCCUUCCAGCCCUUAUAUUGAUUUAACACUGGUUUUGAAACACACAUAGACUUUGUGUUCAGCCUUCCUUAUGUAGAUACCAUCAACAAUGCUUUUAACUCCAACAGUGAGGACCCUAACUUAAGGGCUUGGCCCAACUGAGCUGGUACUGUGCUAUAGCUCCUUGUUUAAAUUUCCUACAGAAGUUGAUUGUGUAUUGAGCUGGCCUAAGAUGCCUUCAUGAAGUGGAAAAAAAACUCACUUGUUUUUCUCUCUUCUGCUUAUAUGCUACAGCUGCAGGUUUUCUGGUUAACCUUAACCAAGGUUUGAGGGGUGGAGCCACCUAAGUGUGUGCCUGAGAUGAUGCAGUUCAGAUGUUGCAAGGGGUUUUAAUCUGUGAGCUGUUGAUAAGUGGAGAGUGGUGUCUUUUUUUUUUUUUUGUCCUCUUUGGUAAAACUCAGAAUAUCGGGAUCAUUUUAGUCUGUGUGCCAGUAUUUUCAAGUGCAGAUUCUGACUUCAACCAGAACUAGCGUUCUUUCCUAAAUUCUGGGUUUUCACUUUCUCUUCCCCGUUUGGUGGGCAACACAGAAUUUUGGAUACAGUAGCUAUUCCUGCAGAUCAUUGUUCACCACCAUGUAGUUUGCUCUAUUGUGUGUUCUGGAGCUGUUUUCAUAUUUUCUUUCCUUUCUGUGAAAUGGUUUUUAAAACUUGGGACCACCAAGUUGUAAAGUUGUAUGUUUUUACCUGACUGAUGUACCACAGAUGGCAUGCCCAGUAAUCUGAAAACACCAUUUGGUAGCUGGUAUAUGUAAAACAAAAUAUUAACUAAAUGUGGAUGAGCAAAUUUUUUUUUUUUUAAGGAGUUAGUCCUUGACCACUAGCUUCUGCACAUUUCCCACUAGGGUGACCUGUUCCACCAGUAGGCUGUUACUCUCCAUGACUAAUUAUGUGUAAGUGCUUCAGAUGGAAUAAAUUUGUUUUUCUACAUAAA
Molecule: messenger RNA, 2753 nt
Organism: Dermochelys coriacea (leatherback sea turtle)
Lineage: Eukaryota; Metazoa; Chordata; Testudines; Dermochelyidae
Gene: RBBP4
Product: RB binding protein 4, chromatin remodeling factor
Exons: 12
Coding region: 342-1739 (465 amino acids)
Biological process (GO): regulation of gene expression
Cellular component (GO): nucleus; NuRD complex; ESC/E(Z) complex
Molecular function (GO): histone binding
Source: RefSeq, a predicted model, not a curated record